Messenger RNA from Nycticebus coucang (slow loris), 936 nucleotides. Its product is annotated as olfactory receptor 2G3-like. Bases 1 to 936 code for a protein of 311 amino acids. The transcript has a single exon. Gene Ontology annotation, biological process: G protein-coupled receptor signaling pathway. The record is from RefSeq and is a predicted model, not a curated record. Gene Ontology annotation, cellular component: membrane. Lineage: Eukaryota; Metazoa; Chordata; Mammalia; Primates; Lorisidae. Gene Ontology annotation, molecular function: G protein-coupled receptor activity; olfactory receptor activity.
AUGGAUGGAGAAAACACAAGUUCUCCUAGCACAUUAGUCUUGUUAGGCUUUUCCGAGCAUCCAUGGCUGGAGACUCCCCUCUUUGGAGCGGUCUUGGUCUCCUACAUGCUCACCCUGAUUGGCAACAGCUCCAUCAUUCUUCUCUCCCUGGUGGAUCCCAGACUCCACACCCCCAUGUACUUCUUCCUGGACAAUCUCUCUGUGCUGGACCUCUGUGUCACCUGCACCAUUGUGCCACAGCUGCUGGCCAACCUCUGGGGACCAGAGAAGACAAUCUCUUCCUGGGGUUGCAUCGUGCAGGCCUACCUCUUCCACUGGACGGGCUGCACGGAGUGUGCCCUGCUGGCAGUGAUGGCUUUCGACCGCUAUGUGGCUAUCUGCAAACCCCUCCAGUACACUCUCAUCAUGAGUCCCCGGCUGUGUAUGCAGAUGGCAGCUGCAGCCUGGGCCAGUGGACUGGCCAAUUCCCUACUCCAAGCCACACUCACCUUCCAGCUUCACCGCUGUGGUCGCCACACCCUGGAUCACUUCUUCUGUGAGGUGCCUGUUCUGAUCAAGCUGGCCUGUAGUGACAUCACUGCUAAUGACCUGUCCCUGGCUGUGGGAGCUGUCCCCUUCGCACUAGUGGCUCCCCUACUUGUGCUCAUCUCCUACGCUCUCAUUGCUAGGGCAGUGCUGAGGUUACCUUCAGCUGAAGGAAGGUGGAAGGCUCUCAUCACCUGCAGUUCCCAUCUGGCAGUCGUCAUCAUGUACUUUGGGCCAGCAAUCUACAUGUACCUCCAGCCCCCUGCCAGUAGUACCCAGGCCAAGUUCACAUCUUUAUUCUACUGUGUUAUGACUCCGCUGCUUAAUCCACUCAUCUACACCCUGAGAAAUAAGGAUGUGAAGAGAGCAUGGAGGAGGAUCCUACAAUCCCAGGGUAGGGGGAAGUCUUAA